GCGGCGUCAUGGGGCGGGUGGGGCCGUUGCUGGCGAGGCCGGCCGUGGGGGCGCUCUCGCUCCGCCCGAGCGGGCUGCUGGAAGGCGCCCUGCGUCUGCUUCCCUGCCGCGGCUCGCCGGGGGACCCUCGCCGGGCCUCCCCGAGCGCCCCGCGGAGGCUUCUUUUGGAGGCGCCGUCCAGAGGCCUGGCCGAGGCAGCCGGGAAGAGCACGGCCAGGGCCAUCCGGGAAGCCGACGAGGCCGCCCCCAUCGUCCAGUACGUGGGCGCGCAGGCCAAGAGAAAGGACCGUGUGUUUGUCUGGGGCUUCUCUUACUCGGGGGCGCUGGGCAUCCCCAGCUUCGUUGUCCCGGAUGCUGCCUGGAAGAAGCGGAGGAGGGUCCAGGCCACGCCGUACCGCCUGGAACUGGAGGAGAAGAUCUCAUCUGUUGCCUGCGGCUACGGAUUCACACUCCUGUCCUCCAGAAAGACUGAUCUCACCAAGGUCUGGGGCACGGGCCUGAACACCGAUUCCCAAAUCGGAUAUCACCAGAGCAGGAAAGACCGGACUAAAGGCUACCACUAUGUCUUGGAGCCCAGCCCUGUCCCACUGCCCCUGGACAGGCCUCAGCAGACUCGGGUUUUGCAGGUAUCCUGUGGGAGAGCACAUUCCUUGGUGCUGACGGAUGCCGAAGGAGUCUUCAGCAUGGGCAACAACUCCUACGGGCAGUGUGGCCGAAAAGUGAUCGAAGGUGAAAUUUACAGUGAGAGCCAGCUAAUUAACAGGUUGCAAGGUUUUGAAGACCGAGUUGUCCAGGUUGCCUGUGGGCAGGAUCACAGCCUUUUUAGGACUGAGAGAGGAGAGCUCUACUCUUGCGGGUGGGGAGCUGAUGGCCAGACAGGCCUGGGCCAUUACGAGAUCUCCUGCACCCCCACAAGAGUGGGCGGCGACAUUGCCGGCGUCCGCCUCAGCCAGGUGACCAGCUGCGGGGAUUGCUGCCUCGCCGUGUCUGAGGACGGGGACCUCUUUGGCUGGGGGAACUCGGAAUACCUGCAGCUGGCUUCGGUCACGGAGUCGACCCAGGUCAAUGUGCCACGACACCUGCCCUUUCAGGUUGGGAAAGUGAAGGAAGCGGCCUGUGGAGGCACCAUCAGCGCUGUCGUAAAUGAGGAGGGCCACGUGUUUGUGUGGGGCUACGGCAUCCUCGGAAAAGGCCCAAAGCUGAUGGAAACGGCCACCCCCGAGAUGAUCCCGCCCACCCUCUUUGGCUUGUCCGACCUCAGCCCGGAUGUCCACGUGGUUCGGAUCCGCUGUGGGCUCAGCCAGUUUGCUGCUAUCACUAACAGAGGAGAGCUCUUCGCGUGGGGCAAGAAUGUGCGGGGGUGCUUGGGAAUCGGCCGAAUGGAAGAUCAAUACUUCCCGUGGAGGGUGACGCUGCCCGGCGAGGUGGUGGAUGUAGCCUGUGGGGUCGACCACAUGGUCUGCCUGGUGAAAUCCUUUGUUUAGCCAUCGUGCCUGACCAUACCGGACAACGGGCCAAGCCUGCAGCGUCGGCAGCCCCUCGGUGGUGAUGCCGGGCGGUCCCAGCAGCUGGAGGAGAGAGUGUGGCAGCACCGCGCCCGCGAGGAGCAGCCGGAUUCCCUUCAUUGCCAGAGGGAGCCCCUCACCGUCUCCAAAGCCAAGUAGUCCCAUUUCGGGGGGGGGGGGAGGCGCAUUUACUUUUGGGGUAUCUCUGAGGACUUGUAGCGGCCUGGAAACAGACCCCAACGUUCAGUGGGGCAAAUCAGGUUGCUAAAUACUCUUGGGACAGGCAGUCCUGCUGGAAGGAAGCUGCUCUGAGAAAAUGCAGGAGGCUUUCUGGCAUUCAGUUUGUUAUUGCUCCAAGCUGCUCACUAGGACUGUUUCGGGAAGUCUGACACCAGUUCUUGGGUAAGACACGGAUUCCCCCAGCGAGUGCCUUCCUCCACUAAUCCAUGCAGGAGAGGGGAAAAGGCAGCAGCCCAUCCCUGCGAUGCAGAGAGCUCUCCAAGAACACCCUUGUCUCCCUGGGUUCAUGGAAGCAUUGCCGGGGGGCUUUGUAGUCCCCGGAUGCUGCACAGCCACCUUUACUUUACAGACCUGCGCGCACGUUUCCUUGUGCACACCUGUGGCCGAGCGUUACAUGGACAAGCCUGGUCGUCCCCUCCUCCCUCUCUCGACGUGGCCCCGAGCGGAAGAGAGGAACUCUGCAGUAUUUAAUGAACUGUAUUUUAUCAUCCACCUUUGGGCAAAACUGGCUGCUUGUAUCUUUGGUUGAGGGGAGUAAACUAAUUUCUAACACCGUUGGUCAAUAAACAUUGUUCCAAUAA
This is a messenger RNA of Varanus komodoensis (Komodo dragon), 2326 nucleotides long. RefSeq names its product RCC1 like (gene RCC1L). The record is from RefSeq and is a predicted model, not a curated record. The transcript has 11 exons. NCBI's taxonomy places the organism in Eukaryota, Metazoa, Chordata, Lepidosauria, Squamata, Varanidae. The coding region runs from base 9 to 1484 and encodes 491 amino acids.